Messenger RNA from Aegilops tauschii subsp. strangulata, 2025 nucleotides. RefSeq names its product aspartic proteinase 36. Gene Ontology annotation, molecular function: aspartic-type endopeptidase activity. The record is from RefSeq and is a predicted model, not a curated record. Gene Ontology annotation, biological process: proteolysis. Lineage: Eukaryota; Viridiplantae; Streptophyta; Magnoliopsida; Poales; Poaceae.
GCCGAAGAGGAAAGGAGGCCGCCCGCCCCUCCCUCCUAUUAAAGCGGCGCAACAGAAGAGAGAGAAGAGAGAGAGGGGCACACGCCGAGAGUCCACACGUAAUCCCAUCCCUCCGUUCCCGCUUUUACCCCCUGUACUUGCCGCAUUUCACAGGCCAGGACGGACUGCUGGACCAGGGGAGUCCCACGGGCUACGGCGCCGAAUUAUUGCCCGUUUCGAGGCCUCCACCGCCAAAAGGGCCGUGCAGAGCUGCUACGCCCACACGCGCAGCCGCCGUGCCAACGCGUGCGCUCCGCUCCCCCUUCGCCUCGCCGCGUCGGGGCAGGGGGUGAGGCGUGGGGCUCUCUUGAGCGAUGAGGCCGCCGGAAGUGGCGCUCGCCGCGGCCUUGGUGGCGCUCGCGGCGGUGUUCGGUGGGGCGGCGGCGGCGUUCCCGGCGGCGCUGACGCUGGAGCGCGCGCUGCCGCACAGGGGGGUGCCGGCGGAGCACCUGAGGGAGCGGGACAGGGCAAGGCACAAAGGGAGGGGGCUGCUCGGGGGCGGGCCCGCGGUCGCCGGCGUCGUCGACUUCCCCGUCGAAGGCUCCGCCAACCCCUACAUGGUCGGGCUCUAUUUUACACGUGUAAAAUUGGGAAACCCUGCAAAGGAAUACUUUGUCCAAAUUGACACCGGCAGUGAUAUCUUGUGGGUUGCUUGCAGCCCUUGCACAGGUUGCCCGACAUCUAGUGGGCUCAAUAUCCAAUUGGAAUUCUUCAACCCUGAUUCUUCAUCAACAUCAUCCAGGAUACCAUGCUCAGAUGAUAGGUGUACAGCUGCCCUCCAGACAGGGGAAGCACUCUGCCAACCCUCGGACUCCCCAAGCAGUCCAUGCGGUUACACUUUCACGUAUGGUGAUGGAAGUGGCACGUCAGGAUACUAUGUGUCCGACACUAUGUAUUUCGACACUGUCAUGGGGAAUGAGCAGACUGCCAAUUCUUCUGCGUCCGUCGUUUUCGGAUGUAGCAACUCACAGUCAGGUGACCUGAUGAAGACAGAUAGGGCAGUUGAUGGAAUUUUUGGGUUUGGACAGCAUGAGCUGUCUGUCAUUUCACAACUGUACUCUCUUGGUGUAUCCCCUAAAACAUUCUCCCAUUGCCUGAAAGGUUCAGAUAAUGGUGGUGGUAUUCUUGUCCUUGGUGAAAUCGUUGAACCAGGAUUAGUAUUUACUCCACUUGUUCCAUCACAGCCUCAUUAUAACUUGUAUCUGGAAAGCAUUGCUGUUAGUGGUCAAAAGCUGCCCAUUGAUUCUUCCUUGUUUGCAACAUCAAAUACACAAGGAACAAUUGUGGAUUCAGGAACGACAUUAGUAUACCUUGUCGAUGGUGCCUAUGAUCCAUUUAUUAGCGCGAUAGCUGCCGCAGUCUCUCCAUCUGCACGCUCUGUUGUCAGCAAGGGGACACAAUGUUUUGUUACGAGCGGCAGUGUUGAUUCGUCAUUUCCUACGGCAACACUGUAUUUUAAAGGUGGUGUUGCAAUGACAGUGAAGCCAGAGAACUAUCUUCUGCAGCAGGCUACCAGUGAUAAUAAUGUAUUGUGGUGCAUUGGCUGGCAAAGGAGCCAGGGAAUCACUAUACUUGGAGAUCUUGUUUUGAAGGAAAAGAUAUUCGUGUAUGACUUGGGAAACAUGCGCAUGGGCUGGGCGGACUACGACUGUUCGUUGUCGGUCAACGUCACCUCCUCAUCGGGGAAGAACCAGUACGUGAACACGGGGCAGUUCGACGUGAACGGGUCACCGCGACACUAUAGCGGCCUGGUGCCUACCGGUGUCGCCGUCGCCCUUGUGCAUAUGCUCAUUUUUGGCGCCAUAUUUAGUAGAUAGCACACUGGCUGACUGACCUGACACUGAUUUCACCACACCCAUUCUUUACUUGGCGAACGGGGUCGAUGCCUGCGCCCCUUCCUUCCCAUGGCACGAGCAUUCUUGCUGUACAUAAAUUACAGGGAAAAAGAGAAGGAAGAAAAAAAGUUAAAAAAUGAUUUAUCGUUCA